Poecilia reticulata (guppy) is the source of this 2774-nucleotide messenger RNA. RefSeq names its product ArfGAP with FG repeats 1a (gene agfg1a). Gene Ontology annotation, biological process: acrosome assembly; spermatid nucleus differentiation; intermediate filament organization. The record is from RefSeq and is a predicted model, not a curated record. Gene Ontology annotation, molecular function: GTPase activator activity. Gene Ontology annotation, cellular component: membrane; cytoplasm; cytoplasmic vesicle. NCBI's taxonomy places the organism in Eukaryota, Metazoa, Chordata, Actinopteri, Cyprinodontiformes, Poeciliidae.
UCUUGUCUCCUCUGAUGUGCAUCCUGAAACUCCUUGCUGGAGGAGACGCCAGGCCACCCCUGACAACAGAGCCGCCCCUAUCUGCCGUUAGCAGCGAGUCGGCAGCCGUUAAACAGCACAGCCCUUUGUUUUAGUUGUAGCUGACCCCUCAGCCUCUCAUUUAAUUACCCGUGUUGCGUGUCUUUCACCAUGGCGGCGAGCGCGAAACGAAAACAGGAGGAGAAACAUCUGAAGAUGCUGAGAGAAAUGACGAGUUUGUCUCCCAAUAGAAAGUGCUUUGACUGCGAUCAGCGCGGCCCAACCUAUGCCAACAUGACUGUGGGUUCUUUCGUGUGUACCUCCUGCUCUGGCAUCUUACGAGGACUGAACCCACCCCAUAGAGUUAAGUCUAUCUCCAUGACAACAUUCACGCAACAGGAAAUCGAGUUCCUACAGAAACAUGGCAAUGAGGUAUGUAAACAGAUCUGGCUCGGUCUUUAUGACGACAGAACCUCAUCAGUGCCAGACUUCAGAGAACCACAGAAAGUCAAGGAGUUCCUUCAAGAGAAAUAUGAGAAGAAGAGAUGGUAUGUGCCUCCUGAGCAAGCCAAGGUUGUGGCAUCGGUCCAUGCUUCCAUCUCUGGUUCUUCAAACAGCAGCACCAACAGCACCCCAGAGGUCAGACCGCUUAAAUCACUGCUGGGGGAUUCGGCCCCCAGUCUGCACCUGACUAAGAAUACCCCACCAAAUCAGUCUCCAGUAGUGAGCCGUGGGCAACACCAUCAACAGCAGUUCCAUGAAAAAAAGUUUGACCUCCUCAGUGACUUGGGUGGAGACAUCUUUGCAGCCCCGGCCAAUGUGAACUCAGCCCCCGGCUCCGGCUUUGCUAACUUUGCACAUUUCAACAGUCACACAACACCUGCAGCAGCACAGAAUGUCAGCGCAGGGGCAGGAUUUGCAAAUUUUGAUGCGUUUGGGAACACCCCGGCACCACAGGCGUCAUUUCAGCCACCAAAUACAGCGUUCGCUGUGCUCUCAUCCAGCCGCAGUGUGGGUGAGUUUACCGCUGCUCUGCCUCUCCAGAGUUCACACAGUAGCGCCUCAGGGGGACUAGCAAAUGCCAAUUUUGCAAAUUUUGACAACUUCCCCAAAUCGUGUAGUGCUGACUUUGGAUCCUUCAGUUCCUCCUCCCAGAGUAACUCCACGAGAGCUGACAAAGACGUUGUACAGAGUACUAACGUUCUCGUCGAUAGAUAUGCAGCCCUGGCUGACCUGGAUAACGUGUUUAGCUCUGCCAAAACAGAGGAAGGGGGUGGUAUUGCUGGAGGCGUGAGCUCUGCUGCUGCUGCUGCAGCCUCAGCAGGAGUUGCCGGUUUGCCUCAGAAGCAGUCAGCAGGCAUUGCUGCGGGCGACCGUUAUGCUGCUCUAGCGGAGCUCGAUACUGUCUUCAGCUCCUCAGCACCCGCCACCAGUGUUUACAACACCUCUAGCACUUCCCAAGGUAAUGUCUUUGGCUCAGAGACGGUUGCCUCAGCACAAGCACAGCAAGCGAUGCCCGGUAUGCCUCAGGGUUUUGGAGCAGCACCAUCAACCAACCCGUUUGUAGCUGCUGGUGUCGCCCCUGCAGCAGCUCCCACCAACCCAUUUCAAUGCAACGGCAGAGCGGCGAAUAUGGCAGCUGCAGCAGCGGGCUUGAUGAGUGCCCUUCAUUGGCAGGGUUUUACCCCCACCUUUGCAGCACCUUUUGGCACAGGCUCCAUGAGUAUGCCGUCAGGAUUUGGAAAUGCUGCCGCCUACAAUCUCCCUACCAGCUUCAGUGGAACAUUCCAGCAACCCUUUCCUGGCCAGCCCCCCUUCACCCAGCCUCCAGUGUUUCCUCAACAACCCAACGGUGGGGGAUUCCCAGUCUUUGGCCAGACGAAACCUGUUAUGACUCCUUUUGGACAGCCAGUGGCAGCCCCCAUGGUCCCUAACAACCCCUUUCUGGGCGGCGCUCCGCCCGCUCAGUACCCCGCAGGAGGCUCGUCAACCAACCCCUUCUUAUAGCGAUCCAUCUCGUCUGCUGCACAACAGGGUCGACAACCGGCGCGCUUGCACCUAUUGCACUGUUUUGUUUCACCAGUAGCUUUAAAAAAAACAUGUUUGUAAGAAUCUGUAUUUUCUAUCGCAGUUUGUCACAAAUUAAACAAUGUGCAAGACGGAGGCACUGACGGUGUCCGUGACUAGAAAAAGAAAGAGAGGGGGGAGAGGUUGACCCUCUGUCCUCUGCUGAACCUGUGAACUGGCCUGAGCCACAACGUAUAUAAUCAAACUGGCUGAAAAUUAAGUUAUUGCAUACAGUAUAUCAUUCAUCAUGCUGCAUUUCUGUACAUAUGUUCUUUUCUCCUCUAGGACGUUAGCUCUUUGUGCAUAUCAGUAUUUGUAUAACAUAAGAUUUGUCGAGACAGGGCUGUCGCUUGGGUACUGCCAGUUUCUGUAUUUGUAAAGAACUAAACUGUUUGUGCUGAUUCUUUUUUUGGGUAAAUUGUUCAUACUAAGGAAAAACUUCAGUGACUGAAAACUGAAAACAAGUGAAUGCUGCAUCCGAACGGCGAACUGGCCGUUCUGCCGUCUCCCUCCCUGCUGACAGAGACCCCGGCCCCAACAAUUUUUGAAUGACAGUGAACCUCAGACCCACGGGGGGGAAAAGCAGAAUGACUGAUGGACUGAAAAACCACUUUCAUGGGAUAUUAAAGAAUUUUAAGUUAAUGUGUAAAUAUAUACAGAAUAUAUAUUAAAAUGAAUUUUAAAUAAGA